This is a messenger RNA of Topomyia yanbarensis, 12387 nucleotides long. It is a transcript of the gene rdgA, whose product is annotated as eye-specific diacylglycerol kinase. Gene Ontology annotation, biological process: lipid phosphorylation; intracellular signal transduction; diacylglycerol metabolic process. Bases 2384 to 6565 code for a protein of 1393 amino acids. NCBI's taxonomy places the organism in Eukaryota, Metazoa, Arthropoda, Insecta, Diptera, Culicidae. The transcript is spliced from 23 exons. The record is from RefSeq and is a predicted model, not a curated record. Gene Ontology annotation, molecular function: protein binding; ATP-dependent diacylglycerol kinase activity.
ACGUGCAACCGUUGUCCGAAGCGGAAGAUUUUAAUCGGAACUCGCGAUAUGUGGUCGGGAUAUUUUUUCUUCUUCUAACCCUCUACUGGCAGGUGAAUUAACAUAACUUAGGCCUUCCCGUGGGGAGUGUUCGGUUCUCCGGGACGCGGUCUGUCUCGGGGACGGGUUCAUCGUAGCCGUCGGUAUGUGCACCGGUGCCUGCCGUCGCAGUGUAGUGCCUGGUGCAGGAUUGAAUCAGUCUAGUCUGAACCAGCAGCAGCAAGCGUUUGAGCGGAAGGAGAUAGAAACAAUGAAGUUCUACCUGAGUUGGGUGAACAAUACAAUAAGGUGAGGGGACACCCUUCCUGGUCGUGGUCGAUGAUUGUACUCCUGGAGUGUGUUUUUGUGCUAGUGCUGUCGGGUGGAAAAGAAGGAUAAUUUACAUGGGCUCGUCGUCAGGUUGCGGGUUAGGGGAAGCUCGGAAGUCCGACGGGACAAGUGAUGGAGACGCACAAAUGUUUACAUAGGCAACUUUCGAUACCUCCCACGGCUUCGGGGAGUGGUGUCGGUGAUCGAUAUUCCGCCGCGGAGAAACAGUGAAGAAUUCGCUCCUCACCUGGUCUAGCUGGAAGUAGGUUCCAUCAUCAUCAUCAUCAUCAUCAUCGAAUAACCGAGCAUACUUAAUACUGUCCAAACUAGCGUCAGAGUGAUCCGGUUUCGUGGGCGCCGUUGGCGCGCGCGUUCGCAAAUCAUAAUGAACCCGAGCCCAACCACCGCCGGCCGGUGGACUGUGGGCAGCUGUGUUUUCUCCCAAAUUGACAUUGAUAGUGCAAGACGUAAAACUUGACCACAAUCCGAGAGCGGUAGAGCAGUUUAGGUUAUAAUUAGAAAUCCGAGGAAAAUACAGAAGUAGAGGAAGAGAACGAAGAAACACUUUUCGGCCUGCCGUCGUACAUUGUUUAGCAUUUUGGGGCUGACACAAUGCCAAAGUGCGGUCGAGAGAAAAAAAAAAUGGCAUGCUAUGAUUAUGACGUACGUGUGUGGUUCGUAAUUUUCGCUAGCUAAGAAAAAUUGAUAAUACAUCGAGCAAACAUCCGGAGAUAGUUGCCUGGCAGCGAAGUUCUUUUCUUUCGUGUGUCGUGGUAGGAUAAUUGUAAGGAAGAAUAGUUCGCGGGUGAACAGUGAACGUGUCGGUGCGGUGGGAAGAAGAACCACUUGUUGUGCGACACACGUGGCAGAUGGGGACCUCUGCUCUAGAAAGACUACAUCCUGGGACGCAAUGCUGUAAGAAAACCGCAGGAUUAUCUGUAAAUUUAUGCAAUAACUUCCGAUAGUCACAAGUCUGUGCGUAUCCUCAUCGAUGGAAGGUCCAGGAGUGACAAAUUAAUUGGUGAAUCUAGCGAAGAAUGGUGCCGUUGCCGAUGGCCCCAACAAGUACGAUAAUGUUAGCCUACUGUGGCAUGAAAAAUAUCGAAGAAAAAGUAAUCGCUGAAAACUGCAAAUUUCAUCCCAGUUGGCGGGAAAAAAGGUGCUAAGCAAAGGGUGAAAAUUAAUUACACAGUGCUUUGUGAUCGCGCGGGUUUCAUUUCAACUCGGCGACGGCUGUAUAGCAUCGAGUCGGGCAGGUGAUUGAUCGGGAGUGAUUUCGACAUCGGAACGUAAAUAUUGUUAGUUUGUGGGUGGGUGGGAAAAAAGUUUAAGGAACCUGUGCGUAACAGGUGCGGUUCGCCCGAAGCGUCCUGCUGCUGUUUGUUGUUGUUCUGUGCGUGUUGUGCUGGAAGAGAGGAAAAUUGCUCAAUAUAAAUUCGGGAAAUUCGUGCAUUGGCAAGUCGCGUGACCGACAGGGCGCCCGGGGGGUGUGUGUUUGUGUUUGCAGGUCGGGCGGGGGCAGGUGAUUGUACCGAAAUUGCCACUGAAUAAUUCAUACCAAUAAUUUGUGGCUGAUCGAGUGUCAACGGCAGAACCGAUUCACCUAGCAGAACGUCGGUGGUUCGAUUGGUUGCGGCUGACUGGCGAGCGGUGUUGAGGGUCCGAGGGUGAGACCUUCGAAAAAUGCUUCUGAAUUAUUUGCUAAAGUUAUGGUGAUGCAGACGACAAAUAUAUUGCAGCAAGGACAGCCUCCACCGCCGCGAAGAACUAGCCAAGUCAGAAUUAACCGUAGCAGGAGAAGAAGAAGUAAAACCCAGCACCGAACAGAACUGACAGAUCGGUGGACGUGGACAUCCACGGUUGGUGGCCACGUCGUUGCUCGCGUGGAACAAUGGCCGAUAAUUUGCAAAGGUCAGCGCGAUCAUCACUCUAGCCCAGUUGGACCUUCGUCUAGGCCAUCGUCGCUACAACAGCAGUUGUCGCGAACCGGUCGGCUACGAGGGAAUAGCGAUUCGCAUUGUUCCCGUUCGGCACUAUGCACCGCCUGCGGAACACUUUCACUAGGUCACGGACCCCGACUGGUGCGGAGAUGAAAACGCAGAGCAGUCUCGAAGUGCCCAAACAAGUUCGCUCAGCAUCAUUUGACGAAAUUCAACUCGAAGCACAACGCGCUAAUCAGUUCCUCAAAGUACAGCAAAGCUCAACGGACGACUCGUCCUCUGGUCAGUUACUGCAAGUACCGCAGAGCAGCGGACAACGCUCUCGUAGUUUUGACCUAACCGGUGCAGUCGAAGAUUCCCAGGCAGCCGUAGCUGCUGCCUUCCUGGAUGUGCCAAAGCGCUUCCAACGGCGCAAAUCAAGCUCAAAAACACCACCCCCGUGCAUCCAUUGUCUGUAUUUGGAGGAGUACCGCCGGAUAACGGGAGUCGACCAGCGCCAGUACUACGACAGUGGAGAAUAUCAAACGUUCAGCUAUAGUUCGUCCUCGUCCAGCAGUGACGGAGAAGACGAUAACGAAGAAGAAGAAGAAGACUACGACGAUCAGAAUUACGGGUUCAGUUACGACGUAACAUGCAGCAAUACUUUGCUACCCCCUCCAAUCGUAUCACCGUGUGGGAUUACCUUCACCCUCUCACCAACCAACGGAGAUGACCCGGAAGACGAGCUCGGAGAUCUGGCGACACUGGAGGUUGACCCGAUGGGUCCCGUCCUGCCGCCACCUCCGAUGUUCGACACUAGCUAUCCGACGCUUCCACUGCUUCCAAUCGGUUCGCCACCACCGAUAACACCACUCAGCUCCGUGUUCCCUCCUCCGUCCCCGACGAUCCAAGUGCCUCCCAGUUCACCCGUGGUGGACGAGCCCAGUGUAGACGGUAUACCAACGCGUACCCGUCGCCGAUCAAUUUCCCGCCAGGAAGCGAUUUUCGUAGAACCAACGGGUAGCUCGCUGGAAAAUGUAUCCUCUACCGAGCUCUCGAAGGACAUCCACAUCAUCGUACCUCCCGACGACGACGAUGCCUGCUCAAAACCGUCGCUCUCGUCCGACGAACUCGUCGAUGACAACGAAGAUACACCGCAACACCAACCGGAAAGAAUCGCCGUCGCACCAGCUGCGUCUGACUUUGUACAGGACAUCUUUCUGCAGGUACCGGACCUGAAGCGGGACCGGGCCGCUUCGGUGGACAGCUGUUUCACCAAGGUGACCGGUGCGAAAACCGAAGAACUGAAACCACCGGAAGGGGAGCUGACACUGCUGGCGGUACCCGGAAGCGGUGCGAUACGAUCCCGCUCGGUGGAUAUUGUGCUACCGACCGAGGAACAGGCACGCUACAAAGCGUUAGCCCUCACGGGAGCGGCCGGCACCGGUGCGGUUAGUCUCGGCGCGAGAGGAUUUUUUUCACUGUUUUCACCAAAAACCAGUGCCGAUUCCCACGGACGUCAGAUCAGGUGUACCCCGGAUUGGAGCGAGAAUGCAGUGUCCGGAGACCACCUCUGGGUGACUACGUCGGUGUCCGGCGAUUGCUGCUACCUAGGCGAUAGCGAAUGCACGAAACACGGCCCCAGGAUGAAGUGCGCCGCGUGCAAGAUUAUCGCCCACGCCAGCUGCAUCCCGGCGCUAAUGGAACGGGCCCAGCUGCAGUGCAAACCGACCUUUCGGGAUGUGGGUGUCCGGCAGUACCGGGAGCAGACCAAGACAACCCACCACUGGAUCCACCGGCGGACCGAGAAGGGCAAGUGCAAACAGUGUGGAAAGUCCCUACAGGCGAAGCUCUCGUUUAGCUCUAAGGAAAUUGUUGCUUUAUCAUGUGCCUGGUGUAAAUCAUCAUAUCAUAACAAGGAAGCAUGCUUCAACCCGGAACGGAUCGGCGAGGAGUGUACGCUGGGUGCCCACCGCGGUAUCGUGGUACCCCCGUCCUGGAUUGUGAAGCUACCGCGGAAGGGUAGCUUCAAGUCGUCCCUGCGGAAAACACCCCAGAAGAAAAAGAAGACUGGCAAAAAGGCGACCGUAACGAAGGAACCGCGGACCUUUGUGAUCAAACCCAUUCCGACGGCGAAUCUCACCCCGGUGCUGGUGUUUAUCAAUCCGAAAUCCGGCGGGAAUCAGGGUGCUAAGCUGCUCCAGAAGUUCCAGUGGUUGCUCAAUCCUCGACAGGUGUUCGAUCUGACGCAAGGUGGACCGAAAAUGGGUUUGGAAUUGUUCCGCAAAGUACCGCAGCUGCGGGUGCUGGCCUGCGGUGGAGAUGGAACUGUCGGCUGGGUUCUCUCGGUGCUGGAUCAGAUCAACUUUGUGCCUCCGCCGGCGGUUGGCGUGCUACCGCUCGGAACCGGUAACGAUCUGGCUCGGGCACUUGGAUGGGGUGGUGGCUACACGGACGAACCGAUCGGCAAAAUACUGGGCAACAUUGGUAAUUCCGACACCGUUUUGCUGGACCGAUGGAGCCUGAAGGUGGACCCGAACCCGGACGUACCGAACGCAGACGACGGCAAGGACAACCUGCCGCUGAAUGUGGUGAACAACUACUUCUCGCUCGGUGUCGAUGCCCACAUAGCGCUGGAAUUUCACGAAGCUAGAGAGGCUCACCCGGAAAAGUUCAACUCUCGGUUGCGGAACAAAAUGUUCUACGGUCAGGCCGGCGGGAAGGAUCUACUGAAGCGCAAGUGGAAGGGACUGGCCGAGUUUGUGACGCUGGAGUGCGACGGGAAGGACGUGACGUCGAAGCUGAAGGAGCACAAGGUGCAUGCGAUAGUAUUUCUCAACAUUCCAAGCUACGGUGGGGGAACCCACCCGUGGAACAAAUCCGGCGGCCAGUUCGAACCGGCCACCGACGACGGGCUGAUCGAGGUGGUCGGGCUUACCACCUACCAACUUCCGCUGCUGCAGGCCGGUGGCCACGGGACGUGCAUUGCCCAAUGCAAAUCGGCAAAGGUCGUCACCUCCAAGACCAUCCCGAUGCAGGUGGACGGUGAAGCGUGCAAGCUGAAACCGUCCACCAUCGAAAUGACACUACUGAACAAGGCUGUGAUGUUGGCGAAACGGAAGCCCGGUCGAGCUAACGUGCCACAAGAAAAACUCGAAUCUCUCAACAUAACCCUGCUGAAGAUCAUGAUGGCCGAUUACGAGCAGCAUCACUACGACAAGGACCUGCUGAAGCAGUCGGCGGUCAAUCUGGGCACGCUGGAUGUGCCAGUCACCGAUCUCGAGCAGGCCCGAGUCCUAAUUAACAAGUACUGCGAGGAGCAACCGGACAGUCCCAAACUGUCACCGGAUUGGUGCUUUAUCGAUUCUUGUACAGCGGAACGAUUCUUCCGCAUCGACCGGGCGCAAGAGAAUCUCCACUUCAUCACCGACAUCGCCACGGAUUGUAUUUUCUUGCUGGAUCAGGAAUGUCCCACGCUACCCCAAACACCGGAGGACGAGAGUGGUAGCCAUCAUCCGAGCGGAUCCGCCCUGCCACAUCAUCUCAGCAGUCUGGAGUCGAGUGAUUCCCGGGAUGGGACGCCCCAGUCGCCAGGCGUGAAGUUUUUCAACCGGUCUCUUUCGGGACCGGGUUCGGGCACGCUUUCGCCUGCCCUCGACAUUCCAUCGAGAAAAAGUUCUCAAGGCUCACAGGGUUCGCACGGUUCCCAUGGAUCUCACGGGAGUCCGCAGAAUAUUACCAGCGGAGCGGGCUCCGAUAGAAAGGGUACGGGCACCCUAGGCAAUGGUCAGAGCCUCGAUCAACUAGUCAACUUCCGAAGCUUCCACGAGCGAUUGUUCGGCUUGAACGAAGAUGCGUUCGGAUUCAGCAAUCUGCUCGAGAAGACAACGGAUGCGGUCAUUAAGGCCGCCAAAACGGGUGAUUUAGUGCUGCUGAAGGACCUUCACCAGCAGGGCUACUCGCUGCUGUCGAUCGAUUCGAGCGGCCAAACUGCGCUCCAUCAUGCGGCUCGCUGCGGUCAUAAGGAUAUUGUGCGUUAUCUGAUCUCGUAUGCGCCCAACUCCAUCGUCAACAUGAUUGAUAACGAAACCGGCCAAACGGCUCUCCACAAGGCAGCCAACAGUAAACGGCGCAGCAUCUGCUACAUGCUUGUAGCGGCCGGUGCAAGCCUCAUCAUCCAGGACAACAACGGACGAACGGCCCGGCUGUUGGCACUGGAAGCCGAAGAUCGGGAGCUGGCGGCCUAUCUCGAGAAUCAAGAACAGUUCCAACUCGUCGAUUACCAGUCAAGUUCGUGAUCUGGCACCGUUAAGCAACAGUGUUUCUUCUCCUAGCUUCGUCGGAUGUCCAACACACCAAGGAACAAACGCAUGUAAAAAAAACAAACAUCGAUACUUUGCUGCCUCAAAACACAAAGAAAAAAAAACACCUUAGGCAACGACUGUUUCUGGACGGAAGGCAACCACCGUCGUCGGGUUCAUUGUUAUUUAUUACUACUCUUUAGCUACUAUUAUACGCUUAGUGUUAAUGAAGGUUUAAGUUUACCACACUACAAAAUUGUUACCCCCUGUUACAGCGACGCGAAAUUUAUCGUGACUCUAUCGCUGCUGCGUGUAAGAUAUGUAUCUGUUUUGCUGAAAUAAUGGGAAACAAAUUCUAAUUUAUUACUGUUUUUGCUGGGUCUCGCUUCUCGCAUAGCGCACCGAAGCUUAAAUUAAGGCAAUCCCCUCUAGUCAAAAGAUUUUAACAAAUGGUUUAACAUUAAUUAAUGCUCCUCGUUUUGCACACUGAGAUACGCAUUUUUUCUGCACUGCUGGAGGCAGGGAUGGAAACCCACCACGCACCGCCGGGUUCGGGUUCAGGAUAAAAGUGAUAUAAAUCAGAACGUACUAACCUAAUCAAAGUUCCAUCCACCCCCGAGCCCGAUCACACUUGACUCGAUCGGUGGACGAAUGCUCAUUAGUGCAUUCACUGGAACCGGAACAAGUGAUUUUCAAUCGAAUCUAGAGAGAGAGAGAGAGAAAAUUGAAUCUCAAACAAAGACGACCAAUGAAGCGGAAACUAUAGAAGAAAAAUGUUGAAAAUUAAUCAUUGAUGCCGGAAAAAAUGAGUAUAAAAUAUGGCUCUGAAGGAGGCUCAGCUUGAACGGAUCGUACCCCGGGACUUGUCACAGCGUUUUCCACAUUUUGCCCCGGCGCCGCCAGAAGACGCAGGUUGGAACAAUUUAUUUCCUUUCGUCUAAUCGUCGUUGAUUGCUAGACGCGUUAUUAAUCAUCUAAAUUUUGCUAGGAUUUGUCCAACCUAACGCUUGUCGGCGCAAUUCGUUGGCUCAGUUUCCCGACAGUCAGUUCGAUGGGGGAAUUGCCGCCAAUUAGACUACAAACCUCACAUAAACAUAUCAAAAAACGCUUGUUCCAAAAAACACCGCCCACCCUUUCCCUUCCCAGUACAAUUAGAGACCAAGGAACGUUCCUCUCGCCGCCGCAUGGUCAUUUUUCAUUGCUUUUUUCCAAACGUUAGAUAGCCCAUUCAAAGUUCGAGUCGUAGAAAUAAAAAAACAGAGAUAACAAAAAACAACAGAGUAGUUAGUAUUUUUGCAAAGUUUAUCAGAUAAAAAUAAUAAUAAAAAAGUGUAAAUAGGUAUCUCUUCUUCCAAACAAUAACGAACACGGUUGGAAAUCCAAUGUUACUGUAUAAUCGAAUAAUAACAACAACAACAUCAACAAAAGACUUUUGACCAUCGGACGGAGAUAGUAAAACUUGUAAAUUUAGCCAAAGUCGUUAUUUCUAAUCUCAAACAACAAAAAAAUGGAGGCUCAUCUCGUUCAAAUGAUAUGGUAAAACCCCGCACGGUAUGCAAUAGGAUAAUAAUAAGCGCGCGAGCCUAGGCUUCUGUUUCUUUUUCUUUCUUUGAGAAACCACGUGGUUUUUCAACUCGCGGACGUAGAAGGCUGCGAAUAACAGGGUUUGUUUUUUCGUUACCAAGAUAGAAACGUUCCGUGCGUUCGCGUGAGUGAUUAAAACAAAGCAGGCAUGUGUCGUACAGAGCUGUCACCGACUCCGACGACGACGAAUCAGUUUAGAAGUUUUCUUUUCCAAUUCAUUCAAGUUAUUUCUGAUCAAUGUCCCUCAGCCACGUGUAAAUCGAACGAAACUAUGGUGCCCUUACCGAAACCGGAAGCAGCAGUCAGCUUCAGUUUUCAGUUUUUCCUUUCUAGUCAGUGGUGCGGUAGUGACACCGAAUACUGUUUAACACAAGUGAUUCUAUGCUAGUUCUUUGAAGGAUAAAACGUAAACUUUAGUUACGCGGACGGAUGUAACCCGUGAAAACUGAUGUCAAUUAUUAAAUUAAAUGGUAAGGUAAGCGACAGUUGUAUAAAGAUCUUUGAAAACUCAAUCUCUACGGUAGACUAGCAGAAUAUAAAUCAAUAAAAAACACUGAAAUAAGAUACAAUGAGAAGCAUUACCGAAAUACUUGAAAUGUGAUUUUUCUGUGAAACAAAUUAAUUAGAAGGAUGUCGUUAACUAAAACUUUGUACAUUUACGCGGUUGCGAGUAUAGGAAUUUCUCGAUCGUAGAUUGUAAGAUCAUGUAAAAAGACAUUUCCCCCGUGGGGUUCCUUUUUCUUUCUAACCUUCCCGUCGACCGUUCGCCUGGAGGUCGUUUGUACAGUUGUAAAAAGUUGAAAAAAAUGAGCUCUCCAUCCUUUCCGAGAGUGCGCCUCGUACUGCCGGAAAGGGCGGACUUUGCGACCUUCUCCAAACACGGCUGCGGCAAUCCGAGAAGGCGUGAUCGAAAAGGGCAACAAAAGGGCCCCGGUUAGAUUUUUCUACUCUACCCAAUCGACCCAGCAAGGGAAAAUGGCUUGAUGGAAAGUCUUCGUGCCCCUAGACUUUGCAUUCGAACUAUUUUCCGCACAACAUGGCUUGGAUCUUUUUUCCUCCUUCCAGCAACUCUGGAAGCCGGUGUAAAGGUCCAAAGCAUCGCAAGGACCAAUUUGAGACAGUGUCAAAACCCUCGCAAACAAACAUUAAACUGUACCGUAUUUUCGAAAGCAAACAGAACUGCAACUGACGAAGCGGAAAGCUACCAUUCUCAAUGCUUCCCUUUACCGUCAAAGUUUUAGACUAUAAGAGACAACGUGUGAUAAUAGCGGAGCGUUUAACUGUAAAUAGUAAUCGGAUUUUUUCUCAAUAGAAGCUAAAGACAAUCGUACGCCGACUGUUGGUCGGAACCUACCUUUGACCCAAUCCUGUUCCCUUCCCCGUUUCCCAAGCGGUUGAAUCGAAACCCUAUAGCCAUCGCAAGUAGUCAGGUAAACCAGCUGACAAGUCUGUGGACGAUCCGGGACGAACUGGGAACCCAUUGCCACGAUAAUUCCUAACAUGACUUCAAAAAAUAAUAAAACAAAUUGUGAUCUACUAGAUGUGUAAACUUUUCUCAAUAUGAAACACAAACGUAAAUCAAAAUUAAUCGACCGCCACUGUACAUAUAGGCCCUGUUAGUGACCAUCAGCAAAUUUGUUGCACGUUUUUUGAAUAAUACCAUCCCCACAGUCACACAAAAGGGUCAAAAAAAUAGCAAAUAAUACUCGUCGAGUUUGUUCACUUUUUUCGCGCAACAGGCACACACUUACUCUCGCCUUCAAAUGUCACCACUACUAACUGCACGGGAAGCUAAUAAUCUAUAACACAACAAGUAGAAAAGCUACGAUUGAGGAGAAGGUUUGAGCAACUACUGUAAAGAGCUAAGGUGAAGGGUCCAAAACUGUAGUUAAAAAAAAAACACAAGCAAACGAAAACCAACAUUGGAACAAACUCCACGGUGUAGUUUCAGAGUGGAGAAAAGCAGCUACCUUUAAUAAUACCACAGUUAGUAUCACCAUAUUGGAAGUUUAAACUAGUUAAUGAAACAAAAGUUCCCGCAUUGAACCCCACACGUUUGCAAAACGAAACGAAAAUCAACAAACAACCCUAUUUUUUCUAAGUGACUAAUUUAACAGAACCAACACGUAUGAAAGUACAUUCUUUUGAUAAAACUCCCUUACAAAGCAUGGAUUUGUGUCCAUUUGAUGAGCUCUAUUUUCUGUUGCAAUGAAACAGAAUCUAACAAAGAAAGAAGAUAUGACACACUAUUUUUAGACAAUUAACGGCAACAAUUUGAUCCACCUUAAACCAAAAAAAAAAACCGGCCGAAUAUCGGUCGGAUAUUUUUCGAUUCAAGAGCACAGAAAUAGUAUCGAUAUGUAAAACACAAAAUACACAACCGUAACCACGUAACUUACACCUACACCUAACACUCACUCACGAUUUGCGUGAAAAUUAACACAUUAUUGGCAUCGGAUUGUAGUUGGAACUGAUAGCGAGAUGUUUUAUUCGGAUAGGUUGUAAAAUUUCGUUUCUGACGUUGGAUAUAGCUGGCAAAUGGAUUGGUUGGAAAAUCGUGGCUUGCUUCCAUCUGGAUGUCCAGUAGGUUGUUGUUUAGGCCGGUAUCCUUCUAUGGUUGUCGUUUACUCAGAUUCCAUGCAUUUGUUUUAAUUUUAAACAAGAAUUGGAAUCCCAGGUGCGCUUCUGUUCACAAAUCUUGGAAUUUUCUGAAAAGAAACAAGGUUAGCAAGUAUUAAGAUUAUAUUCUUUUCGAGAGGUAAUUGGUUUAUCAAAAAACAUACCAAUUGAUAGUGCGGAAAAUAGGUUGAUUUCGGACUUUCAAAUUAGACUUUCAUAGUUUCGAUAAAUUUUCCAGCGAAUCAAGUUGAAAAUUGUCCACCAAGGCAAAAAAAAAUUACAGCCCUGUCCAAUUUAGUUUAACAUCUGAAAGAUGUCUGAGAACUGAUUUCUUCACUCUCACUUAACUUUUAAACCAGGUUUAACUCACCAGUAUAUCUGAUUUAAAAAAUAAGCGAGUGUGAAGAAGUCGACCCUUCAACUUUUCACCGCUUCUAAACUUUCAAAUUUGAAUGCUUUAUAUUUCUGCCGGUUCCAAACUGCCUAUCCGGUGUACCAUUAACCAACAUCGAAUGCUCUCACCUUUGUUCUGCAGGUGGCGUAUAACGUGAGACAACAUUUCUUUGCACACGACUUUCCUCUCCAACUUAGACCAAAUCGAUUUGAGUGACGUGAUAAUGAAAGCAAAAAGAAUCUCACAACACCCGACUCGACUCUCAUAAUCAGUUAAGGAAAUUCAUGUGUCGUCUCACAUCCACCAUAGAAUAACGGUGUUCAGCAGUACUUGUCCAUAGGACACAAACCCUUUCGCAACACACUUUCACCGCACACGAACAAAAAAAACAAUCACACAACUAACGCUGAUGGAUACGAUUUAUAAACGAAACGCUUCUUCCGACCGGAAGGCCAUCCUGUUACGGCACCGGUAUUCAUCUCUCGCCAUCCAACGGACAGAGAGAAAAUUCAAACAUCUGUAGUUGCUACAACUUUUAUCGUAAACAUUCCAAUUCUAUUAAGAAUAAUCUGUUAGUUGUUAAAGAUUUUUUUUAACUUAUUCAAAACUGUUGUACAGAACUAAAAAAUAAAAUAUCGUUUGGUUGCUUCGAACACCGAUAGUAAACAUCUUAGGCAAUACUAUUUAUUUACAAUACUAUAGUGUACUUUAUCUCUAGGUGAAUGAUCACAGGAACACCCACCCAAACACAUACACACACAGGCAGACUACACAAACACUACACACAGUCACACUAAAGCCUUUUGAGGAGAAUUUUCCAAUACUACUUAAAUGUAAGUUAGAAAACUAUUAAUCUAGUAAAGCUAGUUUGAAGUCAGAAUAGUAAGCACCCUGUACCUUACGGCUGAAGAUUACUCACCAAAAAAAAAUCCAAUAUUUCUUUUUUCGUAAACAACAUAUUUCUUAUCAAAAGUUUAAAACAAUUCAAACCGCAAAUAAACCACCAACAAUUUAGGAUUUGACCGCAAAUACACACACGCAGUCAUCAGUAAAAUUCUUUCGCAUCUCACACAUAGACAGAAGGCAGCCUACAGAAAAGAAAAAAAACUAGUAACUAAAACAAGUGGAUUGAAAAGUGCAAACAAAGGCACCAGGCCGAAGUUGGAAUUUAAGGCUAAACAAAUAAAAACAAACCAUUAAACUCUUGAAUCUCACUAAUCGA